Patella vulgata (common limpet) is the source of this 5300-nucleotide messenger RNA. Its product is annotated as coiled-coil domain-containing protein 171. NCBI's taxonomy places the organism in Eukaryota, Metazoa, Mollusca, Gastropoda, Patellidae. The coding region runs from base 121 to 4200 and encodes 1359 amino acids. The record is from RefSeq and is a predicted model, not a curated record. The transcript has 32 exons.
CAGAUAAACAUUAUGGCGGCCCUUGCAAUGUGGUAAACAAAAUAUGAUUAGAAAAGUUUUAAAAUAAUUCAUCACACGAUACUUAUAUCGUUUGAAGAUAGACUACUGUCAAACACUAAAAUGACAACCGAGAGCAACCAAAUGGAUGGUGACAUCUUUAAUCAAGCCAAUGAGGACAAUGAUUUUAAAAACCAACAAAUAGAAGACUCUCCUAUUCGCUCAGCUUACAGACAUGAUGUGUCAGUUGGAAUGUUUUCUCCCAUGAAUGCAAGUAACAUGACGGAUGCAAGUGGAAGUUACCAACCAGAGUUGACUAACCUUCGUUUACAACUUCGACAAACCAAGAUAGAAUUACAGAGUGAACAAGAUCAAGUUUCUCAAUUAAGACGUAGAUUAAACACAGCUGAGAAAGAAAGACUGGAAGCAACAAGUAAAUCAAAUACAGAGGUUGCAAACCUAGAAAGUCAACAAGCUAGAUUGAGAACACAAAUAGAGAAAGGUGAAGCCAAUCGUCAUAAUUUGGAAUAUGAAUUAACACGUGUUAAAAGAGACUGGUCUCAACAUAAACAAGCGCAAUUAGAGAAAGAAAAUGUGUUAAUGGCAACUAAUGAUGAAUUAAAAGUAAGAGUAAAGGAAUUGAGUGAUGAAAUUAAGAGUAUGCAGAAAAAGAUGCAUUCCUUGAAAACCUCAACAGAAGAUUCUGAUAAAAGACUCAGCAGAGAUUUAGAAGAAAAAAAUCACCUGUUAGCCCGCUACCAUGCUGAACAGGAAGUGCUUCGGACAGAACGAGAUAAACUUAGUGCUCUAGCUCUUCAACAAGAAAGUGUGAUUGGAGAAUUAACAGAUAAUAUGAAAGAUCAAGAAACUGAGAUGAAAAAUCAUACAGAAAAUCUGAGAAGAACAUUAUCUGAAUUAGAUUAUUCUAAAGAAAGAGAAACCAGACUGAAAACAGAUUUAGAGCUAUCGCUUCAGAGAAUAAAAACAUUAGAAGAUAAUAUAGAAUUAGAAAGAGCAGCCCAUUUAGAGACAAAAUUUAACUCUGAAAUAGUUCAGUUACGUGCCAGAGAUUUAGAAGGUGGAGUUGAAAUAGAAAAAUCAACUAAUUUAGAGGCCACAAAAUCCAUUGAAAGAUUAACUCGACAGAUUAGGGAAUUAGAACAGUCAUAUGAAGGGGAACGAAAGAUGAAAAGAGAUGCAGUGCAUAAAUUAGACAGGACAGAGAAAGAUUAUGUGAAUAUUAGACGUCAGUUAACUAGUGAAGUAGAUGAUAAAAAGCAUGUUAUAAAUAAACUGUCUAAAGAAUUAGAAGCCCACCAGAGAAACUUAAAUGAACUUAAAGAAGAGCUUAAUAAAGCUAAGAAGAGACAAGUACACGUAGAAGAUACUUAUGGUGGCAGUUUAAAAGAAGUAGAAGAACUUGUUCAGAAUUUUGCGCUGAAUGAUAAACCGAAAAGACCUAUUCUCAAAACCAAAAAAGAUGACGGCAAGUUGAAGAAAACCGGACCAAAUCCAACUCAGAUACUAGAAAACUUAAAAAGAUUGUUAACUGAAUACAAGAAAAAAACUGAAAACACUGCAGAGGAGCUUAGUAAAUGUAAGAAGAUAUCGGAGAAACAAUUAAAAGAACUAGAAAACACAAAAGAGAUGGUAAUGGUCAAGGAUAAAUCUUUAGAGGACACCCAGAAAAAAUAUACAAGAACAGCUAAAGAAUUAAAUCGUGUACGUAGUGAUUAUGGUGAAUUAGAAGGGUUAUUAGCUAGAAUGCAGGUUGAUUUACAAACAACAUCAAGUUAUUCUGAUAGAGAUAGAACUAGAAUACAAGAACUUUCAGGAGAGAUAAUGAAGCUUGUUAGUAAACAAAAGGAAGAAGAAGAGGAUCGAAUCAAUUUUCUACAUGGAUUAUAUCAACAGUUAUUAUCAGGUCCCAUGAAACGACCUGUUAAAGAUAAAGGUUUUAAACAAUUAACAUUCUGUGAUUUAUCUGAUAUGGUAUACCAACAAGUUACUACAUUAGUUUCAGCUUUACAAGAAGCAGAUGAAAAGUUAAAGACAAUGGAGGAAACUGUUUUAAGAAAGGAGGUAUCCCUACAGGAAAUACAGAAUUCAAGUGAAGUUCAGAUUCAAAAGUUAACAUCAUUAACGAAAGAAAGAGAAUUGUCUUGGCAGAAACAGAAAGAUGAAAUAGAAGCUCAUUAUUCUAAACUUCUAAGUGAUCUACAAUCUCGCUCAAAGAAGAAUCAGACAAUAGCUGAUCAGGCAUGGGAGAAAGUUCGCGCCACAGGAAAUGUACAGCAAGGUUUACAAUCUGAAUGUUAUGAUUUAACUACAAAACUUCAAGAUGUACAUCAUCAAAACUCAGCACUUUUAGCUGCAUGUGCUUUACUCAGUGGAGUUCUCUUUCCCUUGCUUAGUCGCUCAAAUGAGUUAUCAUCACAGCGACAUAUUUUUGAAGAACAAAUGACAAGUUGGGAUCUUUGCACAGAAAGAGCAUUAUAUUUAGUAAACACUCUCAGUGCUGAACUCAAGGAUAGAAAUAAAACACCAAAAAAGAGCAAAACUCAACCUGUCAAGAGAAGUCCAUUAUUAGUGUUCCGUGUAGGCGUAAUAGCUGUAAUGGCUGCAAAUCGAUUAAAGUAUUUUGGACUGAGCAGCACGCAUGCUUUUGUGACAUAUGAUGCUGUAUAUUCAGGGAAUGGUCUGUUAAUGUGUACAGGAGGUGUUCAACCUGAACGAUAUUUAUUUUCUGAUAUGAAUGCAGACGAGUCUCAAAAUGUGGCAGAUACAUCGAUUAGGCCUGGAGAAAGCAAACUAGUAGAAUGGUUAUCCAGUCCUGAUUUAUUAGAUAUUGUUUUAACUUCCAUGACUGAACUACAGCAAGUUGCAGGUCAAAUAGAAAAUAAAAAUAAUCCUGUUGAAACAAGAGCUUUGAUUGGUGCAGCUCGUAGUUCCUUUACCAAAUUAUUAGAAAGAUUAUCCAGUCAGUUUCCAUCAGUUAGUUUAAAAUCUAUGUGUGCUUCUAGAGAACGUCAUUCAACAAUACGAUGUUUGAAUCGUAGUUUGUCCAAGAUAUUAGCCAGUAAACCUUUAGCAGAGAAGAGUAAUCUAGCUUCAUCACAGGAUUUAUUGAUGGCAUUACAGAACCAUGUUCUGGAUUUAACCAGUAGAUUACAUAAGGUAGAAGCUGAAAGAAAACAGUUGAUACAAGAUUUAAAUCAACUUAAAUCACAGACAGGAUUAACAGACAUCAAUAAAAUGGAACCAUGUUCAAAAUCAUCAGAUAGUUUGAAAUUUGUUUCAAUGGAGAAGUUUGAGAGAGUAUGUGAAGAAUUGAAUAGUGCUUUACACAGAGAACAACAAGCACAGCAUUUAUUACAAGAACAGAGUCGACAGUUAACAGAAUUAUCAACACGUCUCGAACUAUAUGCUACAGAUGGUGUAGAAAGACAGCAAACUCUAUCAGAAACUGUUCAAGAUUUAUCCGAAUUAAAGAGUGAAUUAAAAAGAAAGGAACAGACUAUAAGACAGUUAAAUAAACAAGUGAUGCAAUAUGAGUUUGAUAAGAAAUCAUUCCAGGGUAAUCUUACUGAUGCAGAAAGUGCACUUCGUACGGCAGCUAAAGAUAAAGAAGUAUUAGCCAACUAUAUUAAAUCUAUAGAAGAGGCAUUUGAAGAGGGAAAGCGGCAAUUAAGGAAACCAGGUCCACAUGAGUUCACGUUAUCUAAACUUCUUCUAAAUUCUGAUUUAAUACCAAAUGAUAUCAGUAAGGCUGGUCCAGAACUUAUUGCUUGUCAGAAUCUAGUGGCAGCAUUUAUAGAUAUGUACCAUUCCUCAGUUUCUAAAAUUAAAUCUUUAGAAGAAGAAGUAGGAGCACAUAGACAACAUGUUGAAAUCAUGAAACGGGAAUUAAGUGAUACAAUACAUAGAGAAUAUUCUAAUCAGCCCAUUAAUGCAGCAAGUCCUGACGGAUAUGAUUUAAUACAUUCUAUUUCACAACAAGAAUUCACUCCACUCAAGGAAGAUUCUGAAGUAUCAUAUUGUAUAAGUAAACCAAUGACUCCUGUAUUUAAGAAAAAUACUACAACACCAAACAGAAAAAACAUAUGUCCAAGUAAAAAGCAAUAUGGAACACCUAAAUCACAUGCUACCCGUCCUCGAUCUUCUACCUCUGGUCCUCGAUCUUCUACCUCUGGUAAACGGUAGAAUCAGAAGUUGAAUAAGAUCAAGCCUACACGCCGUUAGUCUUCCAGUCUUCUUGAAAAUAAAACCAUUCUGAUUAACAUACAGUUUAAAAUUUCCUUUUACGGGUCUUCACUCAGAUGACCCCUGACACGACCACCCACUGCAACCUGUCAGAUCUCCGAAAGUAUAAAAAACGAAACAACAUAUAGAUCUGUAAUUUAAUCAGAUUGCCAUCUAUAUCACUGUAUAUUGAAUACCUAUGUUCAAAAUUUUAUUUUCUGAUUUGUUUUGUGGGAUUUUACUCCUUUGUUAAGAUUUAUUUUAAAAUAAACAAUCUUGUAUAUUCAAUUUUAUUUUACUAUUAUUUCUGAUAUUGUGGUAUUGUAUACUAACUUGUAACUGUGAUAUUUUUUGUUUAUUUAAUUUGUAAUAAUACAGAUGACUAUUUUAGAUUUUGACUAAAAGAAUGUGCAACUUGAAACGACCCAGCCUCUUUGAAAUGAAAAUAUUGUGCAUUUGCUUUCAUUUUAUCUGUUGAUUUUGUUUUGUCCAAUGCAAAUCUGUCUUCAUUCAAUGUUGAGAUAUAAUCAAUUGUGUGUUCAAAAAUUUUGAAUCAAAAAUUUAACUGUAUAGAGCUUCUUCCAUCAAUAAUCAAAAUAACAUUACAUUUAGACCGAAAUCAACAGGGUUAACUCCAUUAAAUUUAACAAAACUAAGGGCUACGAUUUUGUGUCCCAUUGUCGAUACAGUAGCCAAAUUUAAUAGAAUAGAGCUUGCCCCUAGCACUAAUCAAAAUUUGACAUGAAAUCAAUGGGUAUAUAUAAUCCUUUGAAUUCUUCACAGAAAUUUAAUUAAUAUGCAAUAUUAUUCACAGCAUUUAUUGUAUCAAUGUAAAGAAAAUAUUUAAGAUAUAUUUCAUAUUAUUUUGAUAAUAAAACGUGCCCGUCCAUGGUGAUAUGUGCCCACAUUUAUACAUGCUAAAUGAGCUUUGUAUGAUCAAGCUGACAUUUGUAGUUUCAACAAUCUGUUAAUCUAGAAUACCUUAUUUAAAACCAGUGCUGUCAAAUCAAAAUUUAUUGAUGAAUGUUAUAAUACCUGGACAUUAUGUAAAUAAUUUUUAU